This is a messenger RNA of Penicillium robsamsonii, 552 nucleotides long. Its product is annotated as TspO/MBR family protein. The record is from RefSeq and is a predicted model, not a curated record. The coding region runs from base 1 to 552 and encodes 183 amino acids. The transcript has 2 exons. Gene Ontology annotation, cellular component: mitochondrial outer membrane. NCBI's taxonomy places the organism in Eukaryota, Fungi, Ascomycota, Eurotiomycetes, Eurotiales, Aspergillaceae.
AUGCCUUGGUCUUUCGCUCUGCCUCAUGUUCUCCUUACCAACCCUUAUUUGGCGGUUGCGACCCCAAUCACUGCAGGGACUACAGCGGCCCUCUUGACCAAUCGAAAGCAAAAUCGUCAAACCUACAAGCAGCUGAAGCAGCCGCCCUACAGUCCCCCAGGAUGGUUCUUCGCGCCGGCCUGGACCGUCCUUUAUGGAUUGAUGGGUUACGCCUCUCACCAUGCGACCACCACCGCGUCGCGAUCUUUUUCUCUAGCUGUCCGUGAUGCCAAUUCUACUGCUCAGACCCUCUACACCACGCAACUGGCCUUGAAUUUCCUCUGGAUGCCCCUCUUCUUCCGGCUGGGCCGACCGGCCUUAGCCUUGGGAGAUCUGGCCCUAUUAGCGGGCAAUGUGGGCGCCUUGAUGGUCAACUGGUGGACGGCCGAUCGGACCGCUUUCUGGUGUCUCGUUCCCUAUACUGUGUGGCUCGGAUAUGCGGCGUAUCUCAACGCCGGCUGUGGUAUCCUGAAUGGAUGGACGGUGCCUACUGGGAAGGAGCGUUCAGAGUAG